Molecule: messenger RNA, 279 nt
Organism: Miscanthus lutarioriparius
Lineage: Eukaryota; Viridiplantae; Streptophyta; Magnoliopsida; Poales; Poaceae
Source: the annotation of a GenBank genome assembly
AUGGACGGCCAGCCAGGUGCUGCGACGGCGAGUCUUGGUUCAAGAGUAAAAGCAAACCUGGUUCUUGGAUCUGAAUCGUUUGCUAUCAGCCCCGAGUCCGGUAUCCUGUCAGAGCAGCUGGCCGCAAUGAAGGAGAAGAGCAUGGCGAUCCUCAAGGAAUACAUCGCCAAGCACAAUGCUCCAAACGAUGUCCCUGAUGAGUCGGUUGAGGGUGAGUCUGACGGCGAGGGUGAGGCGCUUGUCAACAACCCGCCGAAGAAAUCUAAGAAGCAGAAGUGA